CUCUCUCUCUCUCCUCUCCUCAGUCUCUCUCUCUGUCCGACCAAACACCUACUUCCCCCUACAGCAGAGAGAGACUUGCCCCUUCCCUCCUCUUCCCUCCUCAGUUCUCCUCACCUACUUCCAUUCCACCGUCGCCGGAAUCCAUCUCCGACCGCCCCGCUCCGAUCUUAUGGACUCCCAGUCCUCCUCGAACUCCAUCUCGGCGCUCGACCUCAUGUCCGCCCUUAUCAAGGGGAAGAUCGACCUCUCCAACUCCUCGUCCGAGUCCGCCAGCGAGCUCGCCUCCAUCAUCCUCGAGAACCGCGAGCUCGCCGCCAUCCUCGCCACCUCCAUCGCCGUCCUCAUCGGCUGCGUCGUCAUCCUCGUCUGGCGCCGAUCCGGCUCUCCCAAGUCCAAGGCCGUCCAGCCCCCCAAGCCUCUCAUCCUCAAGGAGCCCGAGCCCGAGGUCGACGAUGGCAAGAAGAAGGUCACCAUCCUCUUCGGCACCCAGACCGGUACUGCUGAAGGCUUUGCCAAGGCUCUAGCUGAGGAGGCGAAAGCGAGAUACGAGAAGGCAACGUUUAAAGUUGUCGAUAUGGACGACUAUGCCGGCGACGACGAAGAGUACGAGGAGAAAUUGAAGAAAGAGAACUUGGCCUUUUUCUUUUUGGCAACAUAUGGAGAUGGUGAACCGACAGAUAAUGCCGCGAGGUUCUAUAAAUGGUUUACCGAGGGGAAUGAGAGAGGGGAGUGGCUUCAAAAUUUGCAGUAUGGUGUGUUUGGCCUUGGCAACAGACAAUACGAGCAUUUUAACAAGGUGGCUAAGGUGGUAGAUGAUCUUCUUGCUGAGCAAGGUGGGAAGCGCCUAGUGCCGGUGGGUCUUGGAGAUGAUGAUCAGUGCAUUGAAGAUGACUUCACUGCCUGGCGAGAACUGCUUUGGCCAGAAUUAGACCAGCUGCUUCGGGAUGAGGAUGAUAUGACAACUGUGUCUACACCUUAUACUGCUGCUGUUCUGGAAUAUCGGGUCGUAUUCCAUGACCCUGCCGAUGCACCAAUUGAAGAGAAGCACCUCUCCAAUGGUCAUGCAGUUAUCGAUGCUCAACAUCCAUGCAGGUCUAAUGUUGCUGUAAGAAAAGAGCUCCAUACUCCUGCAUCUGAUCGUUCAUGCACCCAUUUGGAAUUUGACAUUUCUGGCACUGGACUUACAUAUGAGACUGGAGAUCAUGUCGGUGUGUACUGCGAGAACCUUAUUGAAACUGUGGAGGAAGCGUUGGGCUUGUUAGGUUUAUCACCAGAUACUUACUUCUCCGUCCAUACUGAUAAGGAGGAUGGAACACCACUUAGUGGAGGCUCCUUGCCGCCACCAUUCCCACCUUGUACUUUGAGAACAGCCUUGACUAAAUACGCUGAUCUUCUGAGUUCUCCCAAGAAGUCUGCUUUGCUUGCCUUGGCCGCUCAUGCCUCAGACCCUAUUGAAGCUGACAAACUAAGGCAUCUUGCAUCGCCUGCUGGAAAGGAUGAAUAUGCGCAAUGGGUCAUCGCAAGUCAGAGGAGCCUUCUCGAAGUGAUGGCUGAGUUUCCUUCCGCCAAGCCCCCACUCGGUGUCUUCUUUGCGGCAGUUGCUCCUCGUUUGCAACCCAGAUACUAUUCAAUCUCAUCUUCCCCCAAGAUGGCUCCAUCCACAAUCCAUGUGACUUGUGCACUGGUUUAUGAGAAAAUGCCAACAGGAAGGAUUCACAAAGGAGUCUGUUCAACCUGGAUCAAGAAUGCUGUUCCUUUGAGCAAGAGCCAGGAUUGCAGUUGGGCACCCAUUUUCGUGAGGCAAUCAAACUUCAAGCUUCCUGCAGAUACUACAGUUCCAAUCAUUAUGAUCGGCCCUGGCACUGGAUUGGCACCUUUUAGGGGUUUCCUACAGGAAAGGUUUGCUCUGAAAGAAGCUGGUGCAGAGUUGGGACCUUCCUUGCUGUUCUUUGGGUGCAGGAAUCGCAAAAUGGAUUUUAUCUAUGAAGACGAGUUGAACAACUUUGUCGAAGCCGGUGCUCUAUCUGAGCUAAUCGUCGCUUUUUCACGGGAGGGGCCAACGAAGGAAUACGUGCAACAUAAAAUGAUGGAAAAGGCCUCGGAGAUAUGGGACCUGAUAUCUCAGGGAGCCUACAUUUACGUCUGUGGUGAUGCUAAAGGAAUGGCCAGGGACGUCCACCGAACCCUUCACACAAUCGCGCAGGAACAGGGAUCUCUCGACAGCUCGAAGGCAGAGAGCCUGGUGAAGAAUUUGCAAAUGAGUGGGAGGUAUCUUCGCGAUGUGUGGUAACGAACCCUAAAAGAUUCAUGGGGCCUAUUGAAGGACAAGUAGAAGUUUCUGUAAAAUUGCUGAGGCAACGAGUAUCAGAUAAAUACCCGAAGGGAGAAGGAAGAAAUUUACGGGGAGGAUCGUUCUUGUAAUACCUCCCUUUAGCUCUACAGCCUGCAAAGAAGGAAGCAAGCCCGGCUGCAAGUGUGUGGUAUUAUAGUUAGCCUGAUUAUAUAAUUCAUUCUUCUUCUUUUUUUAUCCUUUUUUUUCUUCUCCUCUUGGUUUUUGGCUUUAUCUGCUGAACAUGGAAGAUAAAUUUUUUGGUUCUUGUAAUUUAUAUGUACUCACACUUCUAUAAUUAUAUCAAUAAUUGUGAUGUAGCCUAUGAUGGAAAGAGACUGGAAAUUUUCCCUUUGUAUGAUUGAAGCCUGAAAGAAAGGUCCAAAUGACAAUAUAAACAGGUUCUUCUUCAUCGUU
Messenger RNA from Punica granatum (pomegranate), 2746 nucleotides. The record is from RefSeq and is a predicted model, not a curated record. Lineage: Eukaryota; Viridiplantae; Streptophyta; Magnoliopsida; Myrtales; Lythraceae.